Heterobilharzia americana is the source of this 432-nucleotide messenger RNA. NCBI's taxonomy places the organism in Eukaryota, Metazoa, Platyhelminthes, Trematoda, Strigeidida, Schistosomatidae. The record is from the annotation of a GenBank genome assembly.
AUGUAUAAAUUUUGUUCUAUAGGUUCACAAAAAUCAGGUUCAGAAUCAAUUCAUUAUGCUCGCAAGUUCAAUGAUCUUACAAAACGUGCAAUAUCUGCUUAUGAAAAUUUCUUAAAUUUAAACGGAAUUUCAUCGAAUAAAACAAGUUUAUAUUUCAAAGAAUCUGAUAUAAAACCAAUUGUUAUGGCGUGUAUAUACACCGCUCGUUUAUAUUCUCAACUUAUUUCAAUUGACAAUAUGGAGAAAAUUCAAAAUUUGACAAAAGCUUUAAACUUUUAUUCACAAACAGUUUUUGCUCGCAGAAAUCAUAUUAAGCAUAAUUCUACAACUUUGAUAAAAAGUUGUGAAGAAAUCAGGAUAGCUAAAGAGAUGGUUAGUUUAUUGCCAAUCAAACUCAGCAGAUUAUCUCGUGGGGAAAUUAUACCAGAUUAA